Rhizopus microsporus ATCC 52813 is the source of this 657-nucleotide messenger RNA. RefSeq names its product ribosomal protein L22. Bases 1 to 657 code for a protein of 218 amino acids. Gene Ontology annotation, molecular function: structural constituent of ribosome. NCBI's taxonomy places the organism in Eukaryota, Fungi, Mucoromycota, Mucoromycetes, Mucorales, Rhizopodaceae. The record is from RefSeq and is a predicted model, not a curated record. The transcript has 5 exons. Gene Ontology annotation, cellular component: mitochondrial large ribosomal subunit; ribosome. Gene Ontology annotation, biological process: translation; ribosome assembly.
AUGUCGCUACAAUCAUUAACUUCAUCCUUUAAGCGACUUCAGCUUAUUAAACGAUCCUUGACAGCAAGCUUCUCUACUUCAGCAUGGAGAGCAGCUGAUGAACCAUUACAGGCAGAGAGACCACAAGUUGGAGCUUCCAGUCUCUUUGAAAAUGUUCAAAUUGAAGCAGAAAAAAAUAUUGAACAAGAAGAUAAACAUGUUGAAAAACAAUACACAUUCUCUUCUGCUGACUUCUUAGUUAGCCCACGAAAGCUAAACAUGCUUGCUCGCCAAAUCCGCAAUUUACCUAUUGAUGAAGCUAUAAAGCAAAUGGAAUUUUCAGAUAAGCGUGCAGCUAAAAAGAUCUUGCACAAUUUAGCAUUUGCAAAAAAGAAUGCUGCAGAUCAAAAAGGAAUGCAAAACAUGGUUGUUGCUCAAGCUUGGGUUGGAAAGGGAACAUAUCAGAAACGUGUGAACCCUCAUGGUCGUGGUCAAUUUGGUGUCAAGGAAGUAAAGAAAGCACAUAUCACAUUCCUUUUCAAGGAAGCAUCUGCUGUUGCUGAAUCAUCAAAAUUGGACAAGAGAAACAUCAGAGGUUGGAAAAAGACCAAGAAGGUUUGGACGCCUUUGAACGAAACAAAGCCUAUUUAUAACCCCAAACCAUUCUACAACUGGUAA